UUGAUUUUUGCAAGCAGACUUUUGUUCCCAUCUUUAGGAGGAUGGAUUGUUAUUUGGGUGUGACAUUGGCGCCACCUCUGGUGCUACCAUCUCUUUGCAGUGGAAAUCUGAUGCCUUAAGUCUGACAAAAAUAAGGGUAAUGAGUUCCUUUGUUAUAUUGCCUCGAAUGCAGGUUAGUGGGUCCCUCUAUGGGGCUCUUCUUGGCUCCCUCCUUGUUUACCCAAUUGCAGAUUUCCUUGGGAGAAGAAGGGAACUUACAUCAGCUGCAUUGCUAUAUGUACUUGACACUUUGACAACAGCCCUCACUCCAGACCUUGGUGUUCUCUUAGCAAGACAGCUACUCUAUGGCCUUGGUAUUGGCUUGGCCAUGCAUGGGGCUCCCCUCUACAUUGCAGAAACUUGCCCUUCUCAAAUACGUGGAACUCUAAUAUCUCUUAAGGAACUUUCCAUAGUUCUGGGAAUUUUGCGCCCAGUGGCAUUACUUAUUGGAGUUGGCAUGUGGAGUCUUCCACCAUCACCACGCUGGUUACUUCUUCGGGCAGUUCAGGGUAAAGGAUCUUUACUACAGUACAAAAAGGAAGCCACCCUUGCACUAAGCAAAUUGAGGGGCCAGUCUCCCAAUGAUGAAGCCUCUGAGAGGCAAAUAGAAGAUACCCUCAUCUCAGUAAAGUCUGCAAAUGUGGAAAAGGAAUCUUAGGGGAAUUUCCUGGAGGUAUUUCUCAUUUUUGCUGUCACAGACAGUUUACAGUUAUUUUCUUUUAAGUUGUAUUAUGCAAUUUUAUUUUAUGGUUCUUCUAACAAACAAGUAAUGGAGAUAGUACAUGAAAGAUUUAGGAAUAUCAUGUUAAGGAGCUGAUUUACCACCUGCUUGUGACAGAUAACUGGCCAACCAAGUGUCCUGUACUAUGCAGGUCCUAUUCUACAGAGUGCUGGGUUCUCUGCAGCUGCUGAUGCUACUCGAGUUUCUAUAAUAAUUGGUUUGUGUUCGGUUAUUUCUCAAAGAAAUGAAGAGAGACGUUGAAGAGCUGAAAUCAAGUUUCCAUUUCAGU
Messenger RNA from Rubroshorea leprosula, 1049 nucleotides. Lineage: Eukaryota; Viridiplantae; Streptophyta; Magnoliopsida; Malvales; Dipterocarpaceae. The record is from the annotation of a GenBank genome assembly.